Malus domestica (apple) is the source of this 6627-nucleotide messenger RNA. NCBI's taxonomy places the organism in Eukaryota, Viridiplantae, Streptophyta, Magnoliopsida, Rosales, Rosaceae. The record is from RefSeq and is a predicted model, not a curated record.
UCCUUGUUUUUUUUAUUUAUAAUUCUUCUGAAUUUUCCCUUUGGUCUAAAUGAUUAAAUCCUUAAAACCCUAACAAAUCUCCUGAUACAGCAAAAUACUCCCAAUUGGUGCAAUAGAUUUCAAAAACCCACAUCUUCUAAGCCUCUCAUCCCACUCAGCCUCCACAUUUUUCAAAGCCUCCAACCCCGUCUCCUCCAUUUCGAAAAGCUCCAUGCAUAAGCUGCAAUUGGCUCCCUUGCAGAAUCAAAAUGUUGAACUGAAACUCCUCCCUGAUUGGUUUUCAAAGUUCAAAUUUUCUCAUCGAUCCGAAACGGAUUGAGGGUUUUACAGCGAAUAAUCCCGACUAGAUUGCAAAGCGCAAAACCCAGAAACGAAAAGCUUGAGAAUUUACUUGCAGAGAUUAAAACACAAUGAGAGAUGAAUCUCUUACCUCCUAUACUUCGACCCAUCUGCUACUUCACUCUCAAGCCCCCGUGGCGGCGCCAUUUUAGCACCUGCUCGGAGGCCUCCGUCACUGCUAAUGAGCUCUUCACAAUCCUUGAAACAGCCAACGGUAUUGAGGACGCCCUGGAACCCUUGGCCCCCAAGCUCUCCAGUGACGUAGUGAGAUCUGUGAUUCGAGAACGGGUGAACCCACAACUGGCUUUUCGUUUCUUCAUCUGGGCAACCAAUAGAAUGAAGCUUUGCAGCCGAAUGUCUCAGAAUUCGGUGAUUGACAUGCUUGUCAGGGACGAUGCCUUUGAACUCUAUUGGAGAACGCUGGAGCAGAUACGAGAAUACGGGUUUCCGAUUGGUUCUGAUGCCUUUGCUGUGCUGAUCAAUGGCUAUGACAAACUGGACAGGGUCGAAAAGGCUGUGGAGACGUUCGCCCGGAUGAAAGAUUUCGAUUGUAAGCCUAAUGUCUCUACUUACAAUUCGAUACUGCAUGUUUUGGUGCGAAAAGAAGUGUUUUUGUUAGCUUUAGCUGUAUAUAACCAGAUGUUGAAGUCGAAUAAUAGGCCUACUAGAAAUACAUAUGCAAUUUUGAUUGAUGGGUUUUGCAAGACAAUGCAAACCCAGGACGCGCUCCGAAUGUUUGACGAAAUGACCCAGAGAGGCAUGGCACCCAAUACCGUAACUUAUACUAUUGUUGUUUCUGGCUUGUGCCAGGCAAAGAGGACCGAUGAGGCUCAUAGGUUGGUUAAUAUGAUGAAGGGAAGUGGGUGCUCUCCAGAUUUGAUUACUUACCAUGCUUUACUUGAUGGUUAUUGUAAGACAGGUAGAAUUGGUGAUGCUUAUGCACUCCUCAGGUCAUUUGAGAGGGAUGGUUAUGUUCUUGGACUCAAUGGAUAUACUUGUUUGAUUCAAGGUUUAUUUAAAGCUAGGAGAUUUGAUGAAGCACAUGGGUGGUAUAGAAAAAUGAUCAAGGAGGGCAUUGAGCUUGAUAACGUCUUGUGUACCAUAAUAAUUCAGGGAUUAUCAGAUGCUGGCAGAGUUAAUGAUGCUUUGAGUUUCUUGAGUGAGAUGAGCGAGAAAGGUUUGGUUCCAGAUGCCUACUGUUAUAAUGCUGUCAUUAAGGGGUUCUGUGAUUUGGGUCUUUUGGACGAAGCUCGGUCUCUCCAUCUUGAGGUCUCAAAGCAAGAUUGCUUCCCUAAUGCCUGCACAUACACCAUUCUCAUUUGUGGUAUGUGCAAGAACGGGCUGGUAGGGGAGGCGCAACAAAUAUUCAAUGAGAUGGAGAAGCUUGGAUGUGUUCCUACUGUUGCAACCUUCAAUGCUCUUAUUGAUGGACUUUGUAAGGCUUCUCUGCUUGACGAAGCACACUUACUAUUCUACAAGAUGGAGAUAGGACGAAACCCUUCAUUAUUUCUUCGUCUUUCUCAAGGAGUUGAUCGGGUUACCGAUAGUACCAGUCUUCAAACAAAAGUUGAGCAAUUGUGUGAGUCAGGAUUGAUUCUUCAGGCCUACAAACUUCUAAUGAAGCUAGCUAAUAGUGGGGUUACGCCUGACAUCAUCACUUACAACAUUCUAAUCAAUGGGUUUUGCAAGGAUGGUAACAUAAAUGGUGCUUUUAAGCUCUUCAAGGAUAUGCAACUGAAAGGGCUCUCCCCAGAUUCUGUUACAUAUGGAACGCUUAUAGAUGGACUUCAAAGGGUUGACAGAGAAGAGGAUGCCUUCGUGGUCUUUGACCAAAUGGUGAAGAAUGGGUGCAUGCCUAGCUCUGCAGUUUACAAAGCACUGAUGACUUGGUCUUGCAGAAAACAGAAGGUUUCUUUGGCUUUUAGUCUUUGGUUGAAGUAUCUGAGAAACCUUCCUAGCAGAGAAGAGGAAGAAAUUAAAGAAAUAGAGGAGAACUUUAAGGAAGGAAAAAUUGAGAAGGCAAUCAGAGGCUUGCUUGAAAUGGAUAUAAAGUUCAAAGAGUUUAAUUUAGCACCAUGCACCAUUUUGCUUAUUGGUAUGUGUCAGGUGAGAAGAGUACAUGAAGCUUUGAGAAUAUUUUCUGUUCUUGAUGAGUACAAAGUCACUGUCACUCCACCAAGUUGUGUGCACUUGAUCAGUGGUCUCUGCAAAGAAGGGAAUUUGGACCUGGCAAUAGGUGUUUUCAUUUAUACUCUGGAGAAGGGUUUUAUGUUAAUGCCAGAAAUAUGCAACACGCUGCUCAAAUGUCUUCUUCGUUCCCAAGACAAAAAGGAUCAUGCCCUUGACCUCGUUAGCAGGAUGAGAUCUUUAGGAUAUGAUCUCGAUUCUUAUCUUCAGCAAACUACAAAAUUUCUUCUACAAUGUCACGGGAACUAAAAAGAAAUGGAAACUGUCUCUCGGAUAAUUUUUGCUGAUGUCUAGCACUGAGGAGCUACUUUGGUCCUGAGCCUGCAAUUGCUUAUGGGUUUGAUUUUUACUGACAAGAUGUACCACAUGUAUCUUUUCAAGCUUCUGGAGUUGUUCAAUUGUAGCUCCCGUCUGUGGAGAAAAGGGUAAACUACAAAUAUAAAAACAAAUAAACAAGCAGCAUUUUUCGUGUUAUUGAUAUAUUCCUUUCGCUUAUGUCUACAGAUGUAACACCUUAUGUAUCGUUUCAAGUGCUAUAUUGAAUUUAUUGAUCAUUAUUUGAUGUGGCAAAUAGAUAAUUACUUGAGAGACCGGCACAAUUGUUUAAUGCGUAUACUUUUAAAUACUUAAGCUUUCACCAAGCGCCCUAUUCAUGAAUAAAGGCUUUUUUUUUUUUCUCUUUCUUCAUGCUGUUUUAGUCUAUUUAAUUAACCUAAGCAUACUUGUAUGUAUGUGUGUAGUUAUGUGUUUGCAGAUAUGUCUGUGUUAUGGGAGGACUGUGUGUUCCACUUGUUUAACCUGAGUUGUCACAAUCCUGUGGACUUGGUGUGAAAGGUAGCAGGCUGAGAAGGCCUGAGCAGCCUCUCCAUAAAUGGGGGUAAGGCUAGCCGACAUUCACCUCUCCCAGACCCUGCGUAAAGCGGGAGCCUUGUGCACUGGGCACGACCUUUAGUAUAUGUUGCUCUGUUUUAUUUUAUUCUUUUUGCAACAUGGUGAGCAUGAUAUUGUGUUGAUCCCAUCUAUAUGUUUACAUAGGCAUAAUUGUUCUGCUUAACAAGGAAGUCAACAGAAAUUUGAUCGUUUUGGUUUUCCCUUCUUUCUGUCUGCUUAGACAUAGUUUCUCUUUGGCAUUUUUCAAGUUACUUCCCUGAUAUGAUUGGUGAUUUUUGUUUCAGCAGUCCGAAAAAGCCAAGGAAACAUUUCACCUGAUCAUUCUAUGAUUUCUCAGGAACUUGUGUUAUUUUUUGUUUUCCAGAUAAACCAAGGAGCAAGUUUAUUUGCUGAUAGUCAUGCCAUCAACAAGAGUAUUGCCGGGUUUUCAGUUUCUCAUUUUUAGACUAGAAUUAUGCAUGGUAACUUGACUUGUUCUCAGUGGUUCUCUACGAUUGACUUGCCAAGUGACUUGAUAUAUCUGGGUAUGUAGUAUGGAGUUUAUUUAGUUCAAGUAUGACUUUUCUGGAACCUAUGAAUUUCAAUUACAUCCCUCUUGUUCUGAGCUUAUGGAAGCAUAAUUUUUUGGCAAACCAUUGCUUUACAUUGCAUUGAUUGUCAACUUAUGGAUAUGCACUGCUUCUGGUAUGGAAUUUCUCAUUUUUCAGUUAUGUUCUCGGGUUGGACAGAAUGCAUUGCCUUGCUACACUAAUUGUCCUAAGUGGUGCAGCAGCAGUAUGUUUAGUGUGUUAAAGAGACUUGUUAAAGCAUCUUUGAGUUUCUGUAACCAUUGUAGGUGCAAUUUAAUUGUAAUUAAAUGGACGUAUUGAUGUGUAAUUAAAUAUUCUUUUCUCAUUUAUUUCCAUGGACAGUUUUCUACUAAUUUUCUUUAUAUCUAUUGCUUAUCUCAGGUUUGCUCCUCGCUGGCAUGCUUCUCUUUCGAAUCUCUCUUUUUGCACCCAAGUUUCUACUUGGGGUUCUUUUAUUGCCUAGGUUGGAAGGUUGAUUAUAAGCUGCAACUUCCCAGAGUUCAAAUCGAGUUUUCCUUUGUCAUGCCGUGAAAAGCAUCUUUUCUCCUUAAAAGUAUUUUGCCCACUACCAAUUUUGACAGGAUCACACAAGAGCAGCCCCUUGCUAUAUUGGAUAAAUGAAUGGUGAAGAACAACAAAGCAGCAGUCACUAAGUCUUAUUUCAACGGCAGCGUCAUGCUAAGGAAGAUGUCUUCACCCAGGAGAGUUUCCGGACAAGGAUUGAUUUUUUGCCACAGGGAAAAUGUUGGCAAACGACAGCUAUUCCAGCAAUUCUAGCAAGUUAUCAUGGAUGUGCAGGACACCAAGAAACUUGGCAGGAAGUCUGUUAGCAGUGAACUUUUGUAGAUAGGAGGGUGUUAGUUUUGCCAGAAGAAGCCCAGCUGCGAACCAAGCUACAAGGGCGAGUUCCAUGUUUUGUUGACAAUCCUUGUAAGAUUCGGUUUCAUAAUUCGUGAAGGCUGAAGCUCAUCAAGUAAAGAAAACAGAGGAAUACUGAAGCAUGCUCAGGACAAUUGCUUGCUGAAUCGGCAUGUAUGUGAUAAAUGUAUACCUAGGACAAGCCAUCUUUAUGAACUACUGAGAAAAUGCAUCGUCAGGGCAAGAUUACAGUUUUCUCAAUUGAAUUGUAGGUAGGUCGAAGAGAGCAACUUACAUGUCACAUGUCAGACGGCUUUUCCCUAUCUCUCCUCGUUACGUGCCACCACGUGGAGAAAUUUAGCAACUUUGCACUACUUUUUGUAUGCACAUUGGAUUACUGAAUUGAAUCUCAUGACCCAAAACAAGCUGAGGGAAUGAGUCCUGAAAGCUGACGCACCUUUUGCACUACUUUUUGUCUGUGCACUUUGCUACUCAACUGUUGAGGGUGCGGUUACCUUACAUGGAGACAUUUUGUGGUCCGGAACCCGGUGUUGUUUCCUACUGAUGAAGAGACAAACAACACCCCAUAGCCCGCCCCCUCUCACAUAUCCCUGUGCCGGGUUCUGCACACAAAACUCUCCACAUGAGAGCUUAAUGAGUGCUUAAUUUGAGUUCAGCAGGUGAAAUUAGAUCUUUUAAUUGUGGCGUUUUUUGUCGAUCUUUUACCUAGUACAUCAUUACUGUGGCAUCUUGUAUUAAUCAUAAAAUUACAUAUAAGUUUUUUUGACAUUAUAUGUUUAACACGAGACGCCGGAAUAAUUAUAUAUCCAGGUCAUAGGAAUUGCUCUCAGAAACAAGGUUCCACAAAACCAAAUUUGUAAAAAUCCGAAUUGGAAAAAGCAGGUUAACGGGCCCCUUUGAACCGACCCGGAUUAUGGGGGCGGGGUUUAACCGGAAGCGGAACUGGAAGUUGGUAACUUGGUCCGUUGGCGUAGGGUUUUAGGUUUUAGCAUAACAACCUUUGGCCCUGUUUGGCACACCGUAUAAGGCACCGGAUAGUACUAAUAAUACGAUGUACGAUGUUUGGUGGUCGUUUGGAUUAAAUAGGCACCGGAUUAAAUAAUCCGGGCCCACCUUUUUUACACGGCGUUCACCCGCUUGCUUAUACCGUCCAUAUUCACGGUAUAACUUAGUCGGCCUCGUCUCGAUUCCUCUCCGCUCUCUCUGGCUCUCGCUGUCGCUCUCGCUCUCGUUUCCUCUCCGCUCGCUCUCGCUUCCUCUCCGUUCGCUCUCGCUCUCGCUUCCUCUCCAGGCGCUCUCGCUUCCUCUCCAGACGCACUCUUCCACUCCAGGCGCUCUCUCUUCCUCUCCAGACGCACUCUUGCUCUCAUCCCAGGGUUUGCUAUUGGGGUCGAAUUUAGGAUUUGUUAUUGGUUGUCUCUGGCGCAGUUCUCGUUUCACUUGUUGUCUCGCAGCUACAACGCAACCAUACGGACGCUGGUGUGGUUUUCUUCUGUCCGCUGAGUUUCCUAGUUAUCAUUUCACCAAAGUUUUCAAUGAAGAGAGCUGCUAAUGACAAUGAUCUUGCUGUGACAUUUAAAGAAAUGCUUUCUGAAUCAGUUGAUAAGUUGGGUGAAGUUUUACAAGCUGCUUUUGGGAAGGAGUGGAUCCAAAACUUGAGAUUGCUUUAGAAUUGUCAAAGAUUGUAGUUGUUUUUUGUGUAUCUUUUAUGUUCCUGGAAAAUAUUUUGAAUUUGAUGUAUGGAAUUUACUUUUUUAUUUUA